AUGAAGGCAGGGGAUCAGUGCAUUUUUCGGUAUUAUGAGAUCCUUCCAUUGGAUCUUGAGCCGGAAUAUAAAAUGGGAUACACAUGUGACAUGUGCUCCAAGGACUUUUUGAAGACACCCUUUUUUCAUUGUGCACGAAGUGGGCGAGACUUGUGUAUGAGCUGUGGCGAGAAAUUAUCAUUAACUCCGUUUUCGUCGCUAAUUGGAAGGAUAAUGGUCCCGAAUUUUAUUUGGAAGGACUCACAGAAAGAGAUUAUCGUUGUCCUUUGUUAUCAGAUUCAAUUUGAAUAUUUCGGUUGCUAUUUCUCCGAUGGUUCUAAUCUUCUUAUUGCGUAUGAAGAUGCGUUUCCUAGUUUUUACAUAGAGUACGGUUGCAGUAUCGAAAAUGCCAUAUCUCUGCCUAAAGUAGAACUGUUACGGAGGUUUUCGUGGGUCAAAAAUGCAGUGAAAAUAUGGGAAGAUGGUUGUGUUUGUUUUCACGAUGUAGCAAGGAUCCCCGAUCGUUUCCGCCCAUGUUUCUUGACUUCUUUUCGUCAGGAUGGCUUGUUUAUAGAAUUUUGCUUGUCUGAUGGCUUUUCAGAGAUUGUACAUUCUGGAGAGGGUGUAGUUGUUGUGGUUAAAGGAACAUGUGUUAUUUCUUGUCUCGUGAUGAAUUUACCAUUGCGCUGGGGUAAAUCACUGCCAAAGGCUGCCGCCUCCUUAUUGGAUUGGUUUCGAAAUGGAGACUGA
Molecule: messenger RNA, 729 nt
Organism: Trypanosoma rangeli
Lineage: Eukaryota; Euglenozoa; Kinetoplastea; Trypanosomatida; Trypanosomatidae
Exons: 1
Coding region: 1-729 (242 amino acids)
Source: RefSeq, a predicted model, not a curated record